Molecule: messenger RNA, 6303 nt
Organism: Nipponia nippon (crested ibis)
Lineage: Eukaryota; Metazoa; Chordata; Aves; Pelecaniformes; Threskiornithidae
Source: RefSeq, a predicted model, not a curated record
AUGUUGGAAACAAUUGAUACACAUCGGGCCCUCCAGGCCAUGGAGCGCUUACAGGCAAAACUUCGGGAUCGAGGUGACGUUGCAAAUGAGGAGAAACUGAGCUUAUUAAAAUCAGUGCUACAGAGUCCGCUCUUUAACCAAAUUCUCAACCUUCAGACUUCUGUUCAACAACUGAGAGAUCAGGUAAAUAUUACACCUUCCAUACAUUCCACUGGUGAAUUCCCCCAGCUUCUCCAUCAUGGUGUGAACGUGGGGUCCUUGCCACAUAAUGAGUCAUAUUUGUUGGCUCAGCAGAAUUCCAGCCCAGCUAAUGUGCUAGAAGCAUCGAUGAGAUCCAUUACUCCUCAGAUUAAUGGGAAGUCCUCUAGUGAUGACUUUGAGCAGCUGAUCAGAAAUAUGUCCCAGGGUCGUCUUGUUGAGACCAUUGAGCUUAUUAAACCUUUAAGUGGUGGUCUGGGCUUCAGUGUCGUGGGACUUAAGAGUGAAAACAGGGGAGAACUAGGAAUAUUUGUGCAAGAAAUCCAGGAGGGAAGUGUGGCACAUAGAGAUGGAAAGCUGAAGGAAGCAGAUCAAAUCCUUGCUAUUAAUGGACAAGCCCUUGAUCAGACAAUUACACAUCAACAGGCUAUCAGCAUCCUACAGAAAGCAAAAGAUAAUGUCCAGCUAGUUGUGGCCAGGGGCACUUUCCCUCAGCUCAUCAGUCCUGUAGUUUCCCGGUCUCCAUCUGCUGCUAGCACAGCUUCAGCCCAUUCCAACCCGGUUCACUGGCAGCAUGUGGAGACCAUUGAGUUGGUGAACGAUGGCUCAGGUCUGGGAUUUGGGAUAGUGGGAGGAAAGUCAACUGGCGUGAUUGUUAAAACCAUCCUCCCAGGAGGGGUGGCUGAUCAGCAUGGGAGAUUGUGUAGUGGAGACCACAUCUUGAAAAUUGGCGAUACGGACCUGGCUGGAAUGAGCAGUGAGCAAGUGGCACAAGUUCUGAGGCAGUGUGGAAAUCGAGUGAAACUGGUAAUUGCAAGAGGUCCUAUUGAGGAGCCACCUCCACCAGCAGUCCCUCCAGGUACACCGGUACCCAUCUCCACACCAGAGAAACAGGCAGAUGCUUCUGUUGAUAGCUGUGAAGAUGGGGAGAAAUUUAAUGUUGAACUCACUAAAAACAACCAGGGAUUAGGAAUAACUAUUGCGGGUUACAUUGGAGACAAAACAUCAGAAGCUUCUGGUAUCUUUGUGAAAAGCAUUACAAAAGGCAGUGCUGUUGAACAUGAUGGCAGAAUCCAUGUGGGAGAUCAAAUUAUAGUUGUGGAUGGAACAAAUCUUCAGGGUUUUACUAACCAGCAAGCAGUUGACGUUCUGCGGCACACGGGACAAACGGUUCGGCUCACUCUGAUAAGAAGAGGGCUUAAGCAGGAAAAUCAUAUUCAGCCCCAGGAGGACUUCAGUGCUGCUGUUGAAAAGGACUUACUGUUCCAAACUACGGAUAGUAGCACAGCCAAAGAUAACAGUGAAAUAGAACAGGGAUCCCCAUCACUGUCAUGCAGUGCCAGUGUGGUAAAUAUUGGGGAGGACGUGAAACAACAGGAAACAGAUUUCCAGCUAACUACUACAGAAGAAGCAGCUACGAAGGCAAAGUGGCAGAGGAUUAUGGGUUCAAAUUAUGAAAUAGUGGUGGCUGUAGUUAACAAAUUUAGCGAAAGCAGUGGGUUAGGGAUAAGCCUUGAAGCUACAGUGGGACAUCAUUUCAUCAGAUCUAUCUUACCGGAGGGGCCAGUUGGACGAAGUGGCAAGCUGUUCAGUGGAGAUGAGCUGCUGGAAGUGAAUGAGAUCUCUUUGCUUGGAGAAAACCACAAGGAUGUGGUCAAUAUCUUGAAAGAACUGCCUAUUAAGGUGACAAUGGUGUGCUGUCGUCCAGUAGCUCCCCCCAUUGCUCACCCAGAAGUGCUGGAGAGUCUAAGUCUAUCUGAGGUUCAGCUCACAGAAAAGGCUCACGUAGAACUUGGACUUACUGGCUCCUCAGACACAGAGGGAACACCUUUGGCAAUAGCUGACGAGGGUCAGAGUAUGGAAGAGGUGCAAAGCUCGUCCUUGGCCAUGUGGGAAACAGAAGUACAGCACAUUGAGCUGGAGAAAGGGAGUAUGGGACUUGGAUUUAGCAUAUUGGACUACCAGGAUCCUGUUGAUCCAGCAAACACCGUAAUUGUGAUUCGCUCAUUAGUUCCUGGGGGUGUGGCUGAACAAGAUGGCAGACUUCUUCCCGGAGAUCGGCUUAUGUUUGUCAACGAUAUCAACUUGGAAAAUGGCAGCCUAGAAGAAGCGGUACAAGCACUGAAAGGAGCCCCAGCAGGAACAGUUAAAAUAGGAGUUGCCAAACCACUGCCUCUUUCACCAGAGGAGGGCUAUGUCUCUGCUAAGGAAGAUUGCUUUUUCUACACUGCCCAAUCACUUGAGGAGGAGGGGCCAGCUGAUGCAGCCCUCUUCCAUGCUGAGCUGGCUCUGGUGGACUCUGGCGAGGCAGAUCUAGCGGAUGAGUCCACCUUUGAAUCGCAGUAUUUGCCAGAGAGUGACGUCUUCCAGGCUUCAAUGAUAGCUCUGCAUGGCAGUGCCGGUAGCGGUGAGCUGAACUACAGCUUCUCUCUUCCAUUGUCAACUCCCAAGUCUGUUGGAGAGGAAUGUUCAAAUGCUGUAGCUGAUUUCUGUGUAACUGACAAGAACCUGUUCAACAUGGAUCUGAAUCAGAGAGUGAGAGAGCAAAAGUCUGGGGGCAAUAGCCUGGAAACUACAACUGGUUUUACUAAAACGGAUCUUCUGCCUCUGGAUGUUUCGGAUACCAACCAAAGUGAAAGUGAAAACACAGCAACGUGGACUGGAUCUCAGACAACAGCAGAAAUUGCACGAAGUACAAGCCUUGCUACUACCAUGCAGCUUGAUCCCACUGGAAAAGAUCAAGUGCUUUUAAUGGAAAAGAGAUGCCCAGUAUCUUUGGAGGGAAGUUCCGCAACCCCAAAUUCGGUCAAGAACAUGUAUGAGAAGACUAUCACUAUUGCAAAAGGCAAUUCAAGUCUAGGCAUGACAGUAAGUUCCAAUAAAGAUGGCUCAGGAAUGAUAGUCCGCAGCAUCAUCCAUGGAGGCUCAAUAAGUCGUGAUGGACGGAUUGGUGUGGGGGACUGCAUCCUCUCCAUUAAUGAAGAGUCAACCACUAACUUAACCAAUGCACAAGCCCGGGCUAUGCUAAGGAGGCAUUCGCUCAUUGGACCAGAUAUAAAUAUUACGUAUGUGCCAGCAGAAAAUUUAGACGAGUACAGGGCCAGUUUGGGACAACAGACAGAGGGAUCUGUGCCACUUGAACUUUUUCCUUCACAUGGUGUCAGGGAACUCCCAGAGCUUCCAGAACGUGAAGAGGGGGAGGGAGAAGAAAGUGAGCUUCAGAAUGCAGCUUUCAGUAACUGGAACCAGCCCAGAAAGGUUGAACUCUGGAGAGAGCCUAGCAAGUCACUGGGCAUUAGCAUUGUUGGAGGACGAGGGAUGGGGAGCCGUCUAAGUAAUGGAGAAGUGAUGAGAGGGAUCUUUAUCAAGCACAUCCUGGAAGACAGCCCAGCUGGCAAAAAUGGAACACUGAAAACCGGAGAUCGGAUUGUGGAGGUGGAUGGAACUGAUCUCAGAGAUGCCAGCCAUGAACAAGCUGUGGAAGCCAUACGGAAGGCAGGCAAUCCUGUAGUCUUUAUGGUACAGAGCAUUAUAAGCAGACCAAGGGCAUUCUGUCAGUCGGAUUCAGAGCCAGAAAAGACUUCGCUUUGUAACUUGCCUCUGCCCCCUCCUUCAGCAUUUUCAGGAAUGAGCUGUGAUGUUGUACAGUCAUCUUCUAUCAGAGUCCCAGAGGAUGUGGAGAGGGAGGAUGAGUUCGGUUACAGCUGGAAAAAGAUCGUGCAGCGCUAUGGAAAUCUACCAGGAGAGCUACACAUGAUUGAGCUGGAAAAAGGAAGGACCGGUCUGGGACUUAGUCUUGCUGGUAACAAAGACCGAUCCAGGAUGAGUGUCUUUAUAGUGGGAAUUGAUCCAAAUGGAGCAGCUGGCAAAGAUGGCAGGUUACAGAUUGCAGAUGAGUUACUAGAGAUAAAUGGGCAAAUACUCUACGGAAGGACGCAUCAGAAUGCUUCCUCAAUAAUCAAAUGUGCACCAUCUAAAGUAAAAAUAAUCUUUGUCAGAAAUAAAGAUGCGGUAAAUCAGAUGGCUGUUUGCCCUGGAAAGUCAGUGGAGGCUUCACAGUGUACUUCAGGGACACUUCAACAUCAAGAGAUUGAUAUCAGUGCUGCAAACUCCGGUGCUUGUUCUGACUUCAGUUCAUGUAAAAACAUUCAAUAUGUAGAACUCCCUAAGGAUCAAGGAGGCUUGGGAAUUGCCAUUAGUGAAGAAGACACAAUUAAUGGAGUAGUUAUUAAGAGCUUAACAGAUCAUGGUGCAGCAGCAAAGGAUGGACGAAUAAAAGUUGGAGAUCAGAUCCUGGCAGUGGAUGAUGAAAUUGUUGUGGGAUAUCCAGUAGAAAAGUUUAUUAGUCUCCUGAAGACAUCCAAAACUAUGGUGAGGCUUACUAUCAACUCGGCAGAGAUGGGUAGCCUGACUGCAGCACCGGUCCCUUCCAGCACUGCCCCAGCAGAGAGGAGGAAUAUGCAGCCACCAGCAACUGUCCCCUCUUCCAGCUCACCGGAACCAGAAGCAGUCAAAAAUACAAGCAGAUCUUCAACUCCAGCCACGUUAGCCUCUGACCCAGCUACUUGUCCCAUCAUUCCUGGAUGUGAAACAACCAUUGAUAUCUCCAAAGGGCGGACUGGUCUUGGCCUGAGCAUUGUUGGAGGAGCAGACACUUUGCUGGGGCAAAUAUCAUGUUUUCAUUUUAGUAAAGCUAUUGACACUGCUUCAUAUAGCUUUAUAGCUUUCUUACAAGCAAGGAAGGAAAGCAUGCUCUCGAUGAAGUUACUAUUAGUACACGAUGAAGCGAUAAAUGUCCUCCGACAGACUCCCCAAAAAGUCCGUCUGACUGUGUACAGAGAUGAGGCCCAGUACAAGGAGGAAGACAUGUAUGAUGUACUCAAUAUAGAGCUCCAAAAGAAGCCUGGCAAAGGCCUUGGGCUGAGUAUUGUUGGGAAAAGAAAUGAUACGGGCGUGUUUGUGUCAGACAUCGUCAAAGGAGGAAUAGCAGAUACAGAUGGGAGAUUGAUGCAAGGAGACCAGAUACUGACAGUGAAUGGAGAAGAUGUUCGAAAUGCUAACCAGGAGGCUGUUGCAGCUUUGCUAAAGGUCAGUGAAGGAAGUGGCAGUCUCUCAUCAUUCAGUUUUCCGGUUUCUGGGUCCAGUGCACCUGAGGUCUUUGAAAGUGGUCUGAAGAAGAAUACCACAGCUUCUGAAAUACAGGGACUAAGAACAGUUGAAAUAAAGAAGGGCCCUGCAGAUUCACUAGGAGUGAGCAUUGCUGGAGGUGUAGGAAGUCCUCUUGGAGAUGUUCCUAUAUUUAUUGCCAUGAUGCAUCCGAAUGGAGUUGCAGCUCAGACUCAGAAACUCAGAGUUGGGGACAGGAUUGUGAGCAUCUGUGGAACAUCUACUGAGGCCAUGACUCACUCCCAAGCUGUUAGUCUCUUAAAAAAUGCUUCAGGCACUAUUGAGUUGCAGGUGGUAGCUGGAGGAGAAGUAAGUGUCAUAACUGGUCAGCAGCAGGAUCCACCUACGUCCAGUCUUUCCUUUGCGGGACUAACUUCAACCAGCAUUUUUCAGGAUGAUUUAGGACCUCCUCAGUAUAAGACCAUUACUCUGGAUAGAGGACCAGAUGGCCUAGGCUUUAGUAUUGUGGGUGGUUAUGGCAGUCCCCAUGGAGACUUACCCAUAUAUGUGAAGACAGUGUUUGCAAAGGGUGCAGCAGCAGAAGACGGACGCCUGAAGAGAGGAGAUCAAAUCAUUGCUGUGAAUGGGCAGAGUUUAGAAGGGGUGACCCAUGAGGAAGCGGUUGCUAUUCUGAAAAGGACAAAAGGAACAGUCACUUUGACUGUUUUGUCAUGAACUGGCUGCCCAGAGGGGUAGGGUCAAUAAGGCUAUAUUAUUUACAUUCCGCACAGCAAAGAGAAUGGAAAUGUUUAUAUAGCCUUCUUGCCCUUCCAGCUUCACAGGACUGUGUUACAACGCUGAAGAAAAAUAACAUUUAACCGUAUUUUUGUAUAUAAUAGAAGUAUUUCUCUCACUGUUAAACCACUGGGAUGGAGUUAUGUCAACUGCAGAAAAACAUGGAUAUUUUUCCUAGUAGUAUUAUAAAGAAUGCUUGUAAGC